Messenger RNA from Penicillium olsonii, 1803 nucleotides. NCBI's taxonomy places the organism in Eukaryota, Fungi, Ascomycota, Eurotiomycetes, Eurotiales, Aspergillaceae. The record is from the annotation of a GenBank genome assembly.
AUGCGUCCCGAUGGUAUUACUGCGGAAACUGGCUUCCCCGAAGCUUCGAAUGGAUCGUAUCCUUCAGGAACGAGCAAGACCGCGUUAAACGGACAGUCCGCUGCCAACGGGAACUCCCACACCAACGGCUCCAAACCACCCCACUCCUCCACCUACUAUGGCCACAAUCGAGAGGAGGUGACACGGAUCCUGAUCCAGAGUCUACAUGAACUGGGGUAUACGUCGUCCGCGGAGCGAUUAAGCUCGGAAAGUGGCUUUGAGCUGGAGACUUCGGGUGUCGCAACGUUUCGGAGUGCUGUGCUAGGUGGUAGAUGGGUAGAGGCUGAGAGGAUCCUAAUUCAGUCAUUCCGCAAUGCUGGUUCUCAACCGGACCAGGAUCCUCCGCCAGAGGAGACACUGGUAUUGGCAGCCGACGCCGAUAGGAACGCAAUGCUGUUCCAUCUACGACAACAGAAGUUCCUGGAGCUAUUAGAAGAGCGGGAUCUCGCGGCCGCUCUCGGGGUGCUCCGACAGGAGCUGACGCCGUUGAACUUCGAUGUUGAGCGUCUUCACGCCCUCUCAAGCCUUCUAAUGUGCCCGACUGAGCUAUUGCAUGAUCAGGCGGGGUGGGAAGGGCCUGUCAGUUCAUCCCGCGAACGCCUUCUUGGCAAGCUGUCAGAGUCGAUUUCCCCGUCUGUGAUGAUCCCCCAACACCGUCUCGCAAUCCUGCUGGACCAUGUAAAGUCAACCCAGAUCAACAACUGUUUAUAUCACAACACUGCCGAGUCGCCGUCUCUUUACUCAGACCACAUGUGCGACCGAAAUGACUUCCCUCUGGAAGUCAAUGUGGACUUGAAUCAUCAUUCCGAUGAAGUGUGGUACUGCGAAUUCUCGCAUGAUGGCUCGAAGCUGGUCACUGCUGGCAAGGACCACAACGUGCUGAUCUACGAUACGACGGAUUUCAGUGUUCUUCACCAGCUUACAGAUCACGAAAAGGGCGUGGCGUUCGCCAGUUGGAGCCCGGAUGACACCAAAUUGAUUACCUGUUCACAAGAUAACAAAGCACGAGUAUGGAGUGUUGAAAGUGGACGCUGCCUGCUUUCUGUCAACCACCACCGCCAACCAGUAACGGCAGCCGCUUGGGCAGCCGAUGGUGAAAGUUUCGUAAUAGGUUCCCUUGAUGCCGAAUCCCAGCUCCGCCAUUGGAGUAUAGGUGGCCAAGCCAUACAUGCGUGGAAAGGCGGGUAUCGUGUACAAGACUGCGCCAUCAGCGCGGAUGGACGACGCCUUGUUGCCGCCGACACGGAGGCCAAAAUCCACGUCUACAAUCUCCUCACACACGAGGAAGAUUACUGUCUCCCACUCCCUAGCAAACCGACCUCCGUUGCUAUCAGCCAAGAUUCUCGCCAUGUCCUUAUAAACCUGGCCGAAGGUGAAAUCCAGCUAGUCGACAUGGAAACAACCUCUGUUGUGCGCCGCUUCAAGGGGCAAAAACAAGGCGAAUUUGUCAUCCGUAGCACGUUUGGAGGAGCGGCUGAGAAUUUCAUCGUGAGCGGCAGCGAGGACUCCAAGGUGUACAUUUGGCACAAGGAGAACGGAAAUCUCGUCGAGACUCUAGAGGGCCACAUUGCAGGCUGUGUGAACUCAAUAUCAUGGAACCCGACCAACCCGGGAAUGUUCGCAUCAGCAGGCGACGACAACACAGUCAGAAUCUGGUCAAGAAAUUGUAACAGGCCCCGUCCAGGUCCCGCGCCCCGAAGCCGAGUCCCUUCCAACGGAGUAACGCAAACUAGCGCCUUGAGAACCACUACUUUCGGUUUCUGA